UGUCGAUUUGGCCAGUUUACGCGAGACCAGCAAUUCGUGCAUUGCUAUACGGAAUUGGUGUUUUUAAAACAUUUUAAAUUUUAAUAAAAUCAUCGGAUCAAUCAAUUUAUCGUAAAUUGUUACAUUGAGUUUGGUCAUUCAACCAGACUGGCCUCACGCACAGAAAAAUAAUUCAUCGACGGCCUAACUAUGUCGCCUAGUCGAGAUCACGGCGAAUGGGUCUGGAUCAAUUCACUCUCAAAAGAUGAAUUUGCGAUACCGAUUGGUGGCCAAGCCGUUCGCACGGAAAAGAACAAAAUCCUUGUGCGGGACGAUGAGGGAAAAGAGUAUUGGAUACCAUCGGAUCAGGUCAUCAAAAAUAUGCACAUCACUUCACAGCGGGGUGUCGAUGAUAUGAUAACAUUGGGGGAUCUACAAGAAUUUGCAAUUUUGAGAAAUCUACAUUUGCGGUACAUGAAGAAGCAGAUUUAUACAUACACCGGCAGCAUGUUGGUAGCCAUUAAUCCAUACGAAAUUCUUCCUAUUUACACCAACAAUGAGAUAACAAAUUAUCGGAAUAGAAAAAUUGGCGACCUGCCACCGCACAUAUUUGCGAUUGGUGAUAGCGCUUUUCAGGAAAUAUUACGCGAAAAUGUUGAUCAAUGCAUCGUUAUCAGCGGUGAAUCCGGUGCGGGUAAAACGGAGAGCACAAAAUUGAUUUUGCAAUAUUUGGCCGCGAUCAGUGGCAAGCAUUCGUGGAUCGAACAGCAGAUAAUCGAUGCCAAUCCAGUCAUGGAAGCGUUCGGUAAUGCCAAGACCAUCCGAAACGAUAACAGUUCCAGAUUUGGAAAGUACAUUGACAUCCACUUCAGCCGGAAGGGAGUCAUACACGGAGCGAAGAUCGACCAGUAUCUGUUGGAGAAGUCGAGAAUCGUUUCGCAGAAUCGCGGUGAACGAAAUUAUCACAUUUUCUAUUCGAUGCUGGCUGGUUUGAGUAAGGAUGAAAAACGACGGUUAGAGCUGGAAGAUGCGUCGAAGUAUAGCUACUUAGUUGGAGGAGGAGUUCUGGCAUGUGAUAAUAGGAAUGAGGUCAUGGAAUUCGCUGAACUGAAAGCAGCCAUGAAAGUGCUAUCGUUCUCGGACAACGAAAUGUGGGAAAUAUUCCGAUUGCUCGGAGCACUCCUACAUUUUGGCAAUCUAAAGUACAAAGGCAUUGUCGUUCAGAACAUCGACGCAACGGAAAUAAAUGAUAGCGCAAAUGCAUCACGUAUUGCCACCCUGCUGGGCGUGCCGAAAAGUUCGCUGUGCGACGCAUUAACACGGAAAACGAUUUUCGCUCACGGCGAACGAGUGGUUUCGUCGAUAUCGAAGGAGCAUGCGUUGGAAGCUAGAGAUGCGUUUGUGAAAGCCAUUUACGGACGGAUAUUCGUUAUGAUCGUGAACAAGAUCAAUGACACAAUUUUCAAAUCCAACGGAAUGAGACACCGAGUGUCGAUUGGAGUGCUGGAUAUCUUUGGAUUUGAGAAUUUUACCAACAAUAGUUUUGAGCAGCUGUGCAUUAAUUACGCCAACGAAAGUCUGCAGCAGUUCUUCGUAAAGCACAUCUUCAAGAUGGAACAAGAAGAAUACACCAAAGAAGGUAUCAACUGGCAGCACAUCACUUUCGUGGACAACCAAGACGUGCUGGACAUGAUUGGCAUCAAAUCUUUGAACAUAAUGGCUCUGAUCGACGAAGAAUCUAAAUUUCCGAAGGGAUCCGAUUCGACCAUGUUGUCUAAGCUGCACUCGACGCAUAGCACCAAAAAUAUUUAUCUAAAACCGAAAUCCGACCAAACGUCCAAUUUCGGCAUUCAGCACUUUGCUGGGGUGGUGUUCUACAAUCCGAAUGGUUUUCUUGAAAAGAACAGAGACUCAGUCAAUACCGACUUGAAAGAACUCGUCGCCACAUCGUCAAACCAAUUUCUACUCAGCCUGUUCGCAAACGACAGUACCGUCGACACUAGCAAAAAAUCGGUCACAUUAUCCGCUCAGUUUCGUACCUCAUUGGAUCUGUUGAUCAAAACGUUGUCAGCGUGUCACCCGUUCUUCAUUCGAUGCAUUAAGCCCAACGAAGAUAAGAAGCCAAAUAAAUUCGACAAGGACCUCUGUGUUCGACAGCUUAGAUACUCAGGAAUGAUGGAGACGGCUCGGAUACGCCGGGCAGGAUAUCCCAUACGACACAAUUAUAAAGACUUUGUCGAACGUUACCGCCAUUUAGGAAUUGGAAUCGGUCCGGCGCACAAGGCCAAUUGCAAAGAUGCGACGAAGAGCAUAUGCAACCAUGUGCUGAAGAACAUGCCCGACUACCAGUUCGGUGAGACUAAAGUAUUUCUGAAGGAUGCUCAUGACAUUUACCUGGAAGAGGAACGAACACGGAUCUACUUGAAAUACGUUCUGAUACUACAGCGCGGCUUCCGACGAGUGAUAUUCAAACGAUGGUUGGAACGACACAGAAACGCUGCAAUUAUGAUACAAAAGAAUUGGCGUGGACGAGGCUAUCGUCGCGAUUUUCUUGUCAUGCGCAAAGGAAUCCAUCGACUCCAGGCCUGCAUUCAAUCGCGUCAGUUGGCCUACAAGUAUUCACAGACGCGCAAGAAUAUGGUUGCCAUACAGGCGCAUUGUCGUGGCUAUUUGACGAGAAAGCGUGUAAAGGGCAGAAUCGCCGAAAAGUCGGCUCGGUUGCAGGAAUUGUUGCUGUUGCGAAAGACGGAGGAAAAACAAUUCAGACAAGCGGGCAAUCCGAAUUGGGCGGACGAUGCAAAGGUUAACUUUAUGGCCCGGUUUGCCGAACUGUCCCACGAAUUUGAUGUGCGCAACCAACCGAAAGCGGAGCCGAUCGAUCACAAUAUUAACAUUGAGGAGAAUAAUCGAGUGAUUGACGAUGUGUUCGAUUUCUUGAAACAUACGUCAACGUCGCCAGAACUGUUGCCGAAACCGAAGAAAUUGAACGGAGAGGAAUUUAUAGGCAUCCCGCAAUCUGAACAUACUCAAGAAGAUUUAUCGGAAUUCAAUUUCCAAAAGUAUGCCGCCACCUACUUUGCUGGAAAUCAGUCAUAUCAAUUCAGUAAGCGGCAGCUGAAAUGUGCCCUAUUGGACUUAUCGUCUACUGCCGAUCAGAUAUCCGCACAGGCAAUUUGGAUUACCAUUCUACGGUUUAUGGGCGAUAUAGCCGAAGCGAAAUACGACGAGGAUGACGAGGACACCAGACGAGUGUCGGUGAUGCAACGACUCAACACGACAAUUGGCAAAGCCAAAUCGAAAGCUCUACAAGAAGAGCUACUGAAUCAGUCUGAUCAUCAGAAAUUGAUUCAAAAAACGUUGAAAAGGAAGUCAAAACUGCCGCAGGAGUUACGCAAAUUGGCCGAGAAUGACCGAGAGGAAAUGGUGUACUAUCAGAAUUGGUUGAGUUCGAGGAGCGGUAAUUUAGAAAAAUUACAUUUCAUAAUCGGGCACGGAAUAUUGAAACCGGCUUUAAGGGACGAGAUUUACUGCCAAAUUUGCAAACAGUUAUCGAACAAUCCUCAUCACACUUCAUACGCGAAGGGAUGGAUUUUACUGUCACUCUGCGUCGGAUGCUUCCCGCCGUCCGAUCGAUUCAAGCAAUACCUACGAGCAUUCCUGAAAAGUGGACCGGAGUUGUUUGCUCCGUAUUGUGAAGAGCGGCUUUUUAGAACUCUCAAGAAUGGCCUGAGAACACAGCCACCAUCCUGGCUUGAAUUGCAAACUACAAGGACGAAAGCUCCAAUUUACCUAAACAUCACAUUCAUGGAUGGGUCUAGCCGGCCGAUUGAAGUCGAUUCAGCAUCGACAGCUCGGGAAGUUGUUUCACAAAUUGCUGCCAAUCUUGGCAUAGUUGACACCUUCGGGUUCUCGAUUUACGUGAAACUUUUCGAUAAGGUAAUGUCCAUUGGAAGCGGCAGGGAGCACAUCAUGGAUGCAAUAUCGAAUUGUGAACAAUAUGCAAAGGAGCAAGGCGGUAACGAACGGAACGCCCCGUGGAAAUUAUUUUUCCGCAAGGAAAUGUUCGCUCCGUGGUACAAUCCAGCUGGUGAUACAGUGGCAACAGAAUUGAUUUACCGACAAGUGGUGCAAGGAAUAAACUAUGGAGAGUACCGUUGCAAAUCGGACAAAGAUAUUGCAGUGUUGGGGGCGUUGAGAUAUUAUGCUGAAUAUGGAGCGGAAAUGAACGAUGAGGUGCUACAGAAGGUGCUGAUGGACUACAUACCGAAGGAUCUAAUUCAGAACAGCGUAACUCUGGAAGACAAAUGGAGGAAACUGAUCAGGGAGGCGUUCCAGCAAAACCAAUAUGUAAAAGAUAGAGCACCACGAAUAGCAGCUAAGGAAGACAUUGUCAUCUUCGCUCAAUUAAAUUGGCCGAUGAUGUUCUCGCGCUUCUUUGAAUCGGUUCAGUCCAGUGGUCCCCAAUUGUCCACGAAAAAUGUUAUCAUCGGUGUGAAUUGGACUGGCAUGUUUUUAAUCAGCGAACAGGAAGAAAUUCUGCUCGAAUUAACGUUCGCUGAGAUCCUCUCCAUAUCGCGUGAAGAAAACGACGAGACCAACAUCGAUGAUCUCAUCAUCAACACCGUGCAAAAAGAGGAUUUCGUAUUCAAGUGCUACGAGGCCGUCGAGGUGGUCGAAUUGAUAAUGCUAAUUAUGGACACCAUCAAGAAAAAUUCGAUUUACGCCGUUGUCGUUCAGGACUACACGCAUCCUGAGAACUCCGAGUCAUAUCUUAAGUUGGCGAAGGGAGAUUUGAUUACGUUCGAAGCGGGAACAAACGGCGAAAUUGUAAUGUCUCCUCAGAGUACAUGGUGUCGUGGUGAAUGCAACGGUAAGGUUGGCGAAUUUCCAACCGACGUGGUGUACGUUCUACCGUCACUGAGUCCUCCGCGUAAGAAAAUUGUAAAACUUUUCAAAGAUGGAGCUGUGCAGCCGCGUAAGCAUGCUGCUCCAAAUUACAAUACACUGCAACGUCAGAAGAUGCACAACUUGAGGCGUUAUGCGAACGAGAACUUCCGCGCUCAUAUCGAAGCCCCACGCCGAUCGUCAACAAUGAUGCCAGCUCGACGAACUACACAAGAGGAACUCUGGCGCCACACAAGGGAACCAAUAAAAGCUCCACUUUUGCAAAAGCUUCAGAGAGUCAAAGAACCGUUCGAACAAGCCGUGGCAAUAUUCAGCCUCAUCCUAAAAUACAUGGGUGAUUUACCGAGUGGAAAGUCCAAAAUCAACACCGACCUGAUAUUCGAACCAGCCCAGAAAAAUGAAAUGCUCCGCGAUGAGGUCUAUUGCCAGAUUAUGAAGCAGCUGACCGAUAAUCGCAUUCAGAUUAGCGAAGAAAGGGGAUGGGAACUAAUGUGGUUGGCAACUGGUGUAAUGUUACCGACUCCUGCCUUACUCAAAGAACUCCUGGAAUUCCUCAAGACCAGACACAAUGACUUGGCCGUUGAAUCACUCAAUCGACUGCAGAAGACAAUCAGAAUUGGCGAGAGACAACAUCCACCGUACAUCAUUGAGGUGGAAGCCAUUAAGUACCGAACCAUGCAGAUUUAUCAUAAGAUCUACUUCCCUGAUGAUACGGACGAGGCUUUCGAAAUUGAAUCGUCUACGAAGGCAAAACAUUUGAUUGAGUCGAUUUCCAAGCGUCUCGAACUGAAAUCGAGCGAGGGAUUCAGCUUGUUCGUUAAGAUUCUCGAUAAGGCGUUCUCAGUCCCGGAAGAGCAAUUCAUUUUCGAUUUCAUUUACGAACUUGUGGACUGGAUGAAAGAAACGAUGCCAAAUCGAACGAGUGACCAACAAAUCCAGUGCAACUACCAAUUGUUCUUCAUGAAGAAACUCUGGAUCAAUACCGUACCCGGCAAGGAUCGGAACGCCGAUUUAAUAUUCUAUUUCCCGCAAGAAGUUCCCAAGUUCCUCAACGGAUACUACAAAGUCUCGAAAACGGAUGCCAUGAAAUUCGGCGCUUUGUUGUAUCGCAUUCAAUUCGGCAAAAAUUCCGUGCCGCUACAGCAGCAAAUUCACACCGUUCUGCCGCAAAUACUGCCGGAAGAUGUGAUCCACAUGGCCAAGCCGGAUGAAUGGAAAAAGUUAAUUUCUAGCGUGUACAACACUCACGUUGACAUGGAUGAGGAUCAAUCGAAAUUAGAAUUUUUGAAAUUGAUCAGCACCUAUCCAACAUUCGGUUCGACGUUCUUUGUGGUGAAGCAGGCGACCGAUAAAAAUUUACCGGAAACGAUAUUGAUUGCAAUCAACAGGAAUGGAUUCAAUGUCAUCGAUCCCGAAAAGAGGGUUACGAUCGAAACGUACGAGUUUUCGAAAUUGAAUUUCUGGAGCUCGGGCAACACUUACUUCCACAUCCGUUUCGGAAACAUGAUGGGAGCCUCGAAACUAUUGUGCGAAACGACACAAGGCUACAAAAUGGAUGACCUGUUGUCGUCCUAUAUUCGAUACAUGAGAUCUCAGAAACAAACUGGCAUUUGAAUUGGGCGCUAAGUGUGUUCGAGAUGACGAUUUUGAAUAAAAUUUAAUAAUAGUUUGUAC
Messenger RNA from Bradysia coprophila, 6558 nucleotides. Its product is annotated as myosin-VIIa-like. Gene Ontology annotation, molecular function: ATP binding; cytoskeletal motor activity; protein binding. Gene Ontology annotation, cellular component: cytoskeleton; myosin complex. Lineage: Eukaryota; Metazoa; Arthropoda; Insecta; Diptera; Sciaridae. The record is from RefSeq and is a predicted model, not a curated record.